UAAGCGGAUAAUCUGGUCGGCUGAAUGCUGCCUGGCGUCCCUGGUCCAGCGAUCUAUCAGCCCUUGGGUCUGAUGACGAUGACGACGGUGAGUCACCGAUGGAGGUGCCUGAUGCGCAGAGUGGCAGUCCUUUCCUUGGGAUUGCGGGGCGCAAUGUGGCGACAACAACGACGAGAUCUCGACAAUUAGCGAUUAGCGAAAUGGCCCGACGCACAGUCGAGCGUCUGCGCUCGCUUGGAGCUUGGCCUCAAGCUCCCCGCAUCCGUGCAGACCGGGACAUUUCGUUUCGGCAGUGGUCGGGCAUAGAUCCGUCAUUUGCCGUCCAGCGACGUCCGGGCCGUUUGCCUCUGCAUUCUUCUUCUUCUCGUUCUCCUCUGUGCCCUGCAGGGCCUAGUCCUUCCCUAGUUGUGGUGUCAGUCUCCCCGAAAGAUGUACGACGCUGCUGCCAAAACGCCUCCGACGUUAAUCCGCUCUCCGGCCCGCUGCACUCCGCACCGAGACUUGGGACGCAAUGUUCGCAGCGCAGAGCACGAGCACAUGCUUGCCGCGUGCCGCAGACAAGUUGGCAAUUGGCGAGAGACGAGAGGCGGCGUGCGACAGACGAUUUGUGCAUUUGUGCAGUUGUGCAUUUCUGGCAUGUCGGGCCCGCCGUGGCCCAGGCAUUGUCCCUUCGUCGACCCACGCGAUAUCCUGUCUCCUGGGAUCGCUGAGGAUCGGGGAUCAGACACGGUGCUGGCGCGGAUGGUGGCUGCUGAUAGUAUUGUGCUGCUGGUUAUUUUGGUGGUGGACCUUGGCGUGACGCUUAAGGU
Messenger RNA from Cutaneotrichosporon oleaginosum, 809 nucleotides. RefSeq lists its product as uncharacterized. The record is from RefSeq and is a predicted model, not a curated record. NCBI's taxonomy places the organism in Eukaryota, Fungi, Basidiomycota, Tremellomycetes, Trichosporonales, Trichosporonaceae.